Leptomonas pyrrhocoris is the source of this 18313-nucleotide messenger RNA. RefSeq names its product dynein heavy chain cytosolic putativee. The transcript has a single exon. Gene Ontology annotation, molecular function: dynein light intermediate chain binding; minus-end-directed microtubule motor activity; ATP binding. The record is from RefSeq and is a predicted model, not a curated record. Gene Ontology annotation, cellular component: cytoplasmic dynein complex; cell cortex; cytoplasmic microtubule. Gene Ontology annotation, biological process: mitotic cell cycle; cytoplasmic microtubule organization; nuclear migration. Bases 1241 to 18313 code for a protein of 5690 amino acids. NCBI's taxonomy places the organism in Eukaryota, Euglenozoa, Kinetoplastea, Trypanosomatida, Trypanosomatidae.
AGCAGCCAUACUUUUUUGUGUUGUUGUUGUUGUGGUGGUGGUGUGUGUUUGUGCUGUGGUGAAAGCAGAAAACACACGGUGCUUGCCGGAGGCUUUUCCACGUCUUCCAUAUUCGACGUUCUUUUUUAUUACUGCCUAAUCCUCACAUACGCAUCGUUUACCGCAAGAAGGAAGAAUCAACAGAAAGAGGGAGAAACGGACGGAGCAAGGGGAAAGAGGUGGCCACUCCUUUUCGUUGUUCUCCUUUGCAUAGUUCUUUUUUCCGCCUACCUUUCUUCCCUUAAACACUGUAGGCUCAUUUGUUACGUUUGUUUUCGUCUGUAGUUUUUUUUGUCCUUUUCCUUUAGUAACCACCUUUUAUCUGCUGUUGAUGUUUUCUGAAAGAACCUAGCGCAGCAGCAAAGUGAACGAAGGCGCGCUUCAAAUGCGAACAGCAAAAACUGUUUUUGCGGACUUAGACACUACAUCAGGUUAGAGGUGGGGAAAGAGAGAAAAAAAAUAAGAAGAAUACAUGCAGCGCUGAGAAGAGGCUUUUUACACGUAGCUUUUUAUUUUGAUUCUUCUGCCGCUUUGUUGCGCUCGCUCCAUCAGGAAAAAUAACGCUUGGCUCGUAUAUUCAUCUUUUCUUUUUCUCAGUUCCCCGCGACGUGCACGCCCGCCGGCACCUUUACGCGUCGCAAAAUCUGUUGAUCGUCAGGCCAGUCGUUCCUCAUCAGAGUCUGAACUGCUGUUUUUUUCUUCUUUUGCAUAUAUAUAUAUGUCUUUGCUUUUCCGGCCCAUCAAACGUAUACCCGCGUGUUUUUUAUUACUAUUGCGGUGUUUCUCCACUUUUUGUUCUGCUUUCUGUGUCUGGUGUUGGCCUUCGUUUAGUGGUUUUUAUUUGGUACAUACAUAUACAUUUGCGUAAAGUCUUCUCCGCCUCAGACGGUCUGCCGUGAGGAGCUUCGAUUGUCGACGUUUUUGUCUCCAUUUGUGCUUCUGAGCCAUUUUUGUUGUUUUCUUGCUUGGUUUUUGGAGAGUUGUACACCCUACUUGCGGUGUCUUCCUUUAUCCCUCCCCUUUCUUCCUCGUCCUUGCUUUUUGAAAGCUCUCGAAAAGCACUACGAAUCGUGAUCGAGCGCUUUCACUCUCGCUACACGUCCCGUCAAUUUUUGUCCACCCACAAAGACACAGUUUCCACAAAAGUACUAAUACCUUUUCUGUUCUUUCUUUUUUUUUCCUGUUUUCCACUUCAAUAGCAAUGUUCCCCUUUACCGACGACGUAGUGCAGUUCAUCGUGUUGCUCACGCAGCACGGCACGGUGGAGAAGGUUCGCGCCGCCAUCAGCCAAAACCCCGAGGUGGCGCACUUUGCCGGUCCGCUAGACGUUUAUGGAACUGACCCAAGUGUUCCACCAGGUCACCGCAACAGCACCACACACGGAAACGGUGUCUCUGAUGCAAAGGCAGCGGCAGGCGCCGGCGCAACCAACGACGACGCAAACGAUGACAAUGACCUUCCGCAGGGGCAGUCCGCCUUCUUCACGGCCCGCACUCCUUUGGUGGCGAUCUGUGAGCUCUCCGACGAUGCAUAUGGCGCGUCUGGCGGCUCGCGCAUUAUUGCGACGGCCGACCCCGCCUCCUUCUUCCGCUCAGUCUCUUUCUCAGACGAUGCGGCUUCCGAAGAGGGCACGCUGGGCGCCACCUUGCGCGGUGCAGCGGGUACGCUUCGGCGUAGCUCCAGCAUCGGGUUCGCACUGAACAAGUCAAAGGCGAUCAGCUGUGUUUUGCUCGAGCGGCGCGACACCGCGUUAGGCGGCGCCGGACUCCAUCCGCUCUCCGUGCGCGACCUCUACAUUCAGUCCAUGGACCUGCAGAAGCCGCUGAACACGCUGCAGGGGAUUCUUCAGAAUAUCUACGACCCUAUGCUGCGCUCGCACAAGACACAGUCAGCGCUGCGCGCGCAGGUGCAGGAUUUGUUGACAGGCAUCCGCUCCAUGCACCAUGUGCUGCCGGAAAUCGACAUUACCCGCUACGUGCACGACGAUUUGCUGAAGCUGUGCGACGCCAACCCGCAGCUGGAUGUGCCGCAACUGAUUGACCGUCUCGGCGAGCCGGCCAAGGACCCGAGCUUCAUUCGGCGCAUUUUGCAGGUACGAAAUCGGUGCAACGAGGCCCUGUCGAUGGAGCCCCUCCUGUCCGGUAAGACGGAGGAGGAGGAGCUCGCCAAGAAGAAGCAGAACACGAACAGCAAGUCCUACGACGCCUCGAAUGCCGCUAGCGCAGUAGACGCUGCGGGUAGUUCCCUGACUCGUUCUGGGCUGGGUGCAGCGGACACGAGCGGAAUCGCUGGGCGCGGCGCCGCCGUGAGUAUUUUGGCCGCGGGCUACGACAGCGACGCGGACGAUGACAGCGUGUGGGCGGUGCAGGAGCGCAUCGUGUACUGGCAGUGCGUCGGUGCGUGGAUGGAGGAUGUGCUGAACCAGCUGCGCGGACGGGAGUGGCGCCUCCUGCACCGCCUGCUGGGCCAGCGAGUGGAGACGGACUACGUGGCCGAGUACGUCGGGUACAUAAAGCUCGUGCAGGAGUACGUUGCGUUUUUGAAUACGAUUCCCGAGAAGCAGCUCGUGCAUGUGCAUGACAUGAAGGAAUUUAACGUCGUGGCGGACGAAAUCCUGGUCGCGGCGACGCGGCCGACGCGGUUUAGCCCGCGCCUGCAGCUGAGCCUUUUGACGUCGCUCGUGUCACAGAUUGCGUGGCGGUGGGUGAGCGUGAUGGAGACGCAGCCGGUGUUGCUCGUAGACGCGGACGCGGAGGGCGAUGCGAAGUCCGCAGCAGACGGCGGCGGUGGCAAUAACAACCUCAAGGAGUCUACGUCUGCUGGGCGUUUUGACAUUAACACCGCUACUAGUUCAGCAACAGGUGCAGGAGCGGCAGGUGGCGACGCCUUCGACCCCAUUGCUUCCCUACAGACAUUGCGUGUAGCCAUCCACGCCUUGCGCACGCUGCAAACGAGGUACGUUGAACACAGCAGGGAGCUGCGGAAGCAAAUUCGCGUUGUGCGCAAGCCACGCGACCACCCCGAGCACCUGCGGGUGGAGGCGUUGCUGCAACGCUGCAUUGCCGUGCGCGACUUCCUCGAGGGCCACCUGCUGCUGAUGCGCCAGCUCGGCGUUGUUUUUUCCACGCAGGUGCGCUUGCCGUUUGCGUCGUCGAAGAGCAGCGUGUCUGCGCCGCAACCGGGCGAGGAGUACGCGCUAUCGAUGCAGGAUGCGUACAACGAGUGCGUCCUCGCCGUUUGUGGGGCGCGGAGCGACGGAGGGCCCUUGAGCCCACAAGGAGCUGCGCAAAACCACAGUAAUUUCUUGUGGCGCACCUCCUCCACUGCGGUCUACCGCUUCAACCACGCCGUGAACACCUACCAGCAGCGACGGAAUCAGUGCGACGAGCAAAUCGCCCUGGUGGUGAGUCAACUGCUCAGCAACCAGCAGCACAUUCCAAUCGACGGCCGCGCUGUGCUCACGAGUGGCAACACAAACCCGCCGACAGCUCCGCCAAAAGUGCCAACCAUCACCAGCUUCGCCGACAGCCGUGGGCUGCGUGUGUUUCGAACAUACAAGAGCUUCAAAAUGCUGCCGCUGGAGCGUGUGCAGAGCGUCGUGCAGAGUUACCAGGACGCCAUGGCAGAAAAGCUCGGCGCCUACGUGACCUACAUCCAAGAGUCCUACGUCAACGUCCACCUUACCAAGCAAGAGGUAAGCUACAACACGACGCGAUUCGGCGUGUCCACUUUAGUCGCCCAGAUUAUGUGGGAGCAACGACUGGUAGAGGCGCUUUCCGAUGCCAUGGUCCGCUUCGACUACGUCAGCGAACACGGCUGGCACCAGCUGCUCUUUCUCCGCAACGUGGAGCACUUCUGGCGGCUCAACUCCGCGUUGGCGGACUUUAUCGGUGUCCCGCUGAACCUGCUCGCGUGUGAUGAGCUGCGGCUUGACUCGGAGGUGCACGGAUGCGCCGUCGCCCUUGCGUGUUUAAGCCUGCACUACGCGGACGAGGCGAAGGAGUGGGGACAGGACGAGUACCUGCGCGUUGCACAAGAACUGGUCGAGACCCACGACCCCGGCUCGCUCGUCGUGGCACGUGACCGCAUUUUGAUCGGAGGUGCGCCUCGGCUGUACAAGACGGCCGCACGAGUCCGCGACAUCCGCAGCUCACGUGACAUCAUCCUGCAACGCAUCACCACGCACAUCACGAGCUGGUACGAAGAGGUUGACAAGUUGGUGGUGGGCAGUAACCUAGACGUGCAGACGAUGCUGCUGACAGGGCCGGUACUGUGGGCGGUGAACUGCGGCCCAGCCGGGGUUUCGUACGUUGCUUCUGGCGGUGCUAUCGCUGGAGACUUUGACGUGUACGGCGCACGCGACGGUGGUGCAAACACGAACAACAACAAUGCGUCCUCGGUAACGGCAGGCGCUAUCGCAAACGCGAACAACAACGGCAGCCAUCUCAGCAACAACGCUGGUUUCUCGGCAUCGCGUAUUGUCAGCCCGCCACCAGCUAGCUUGUCACGGCCGCGUCCGCGCAGCAUCUCCCCUUCCUACCGCGGCUCUUCUGCUCCACCGGGGGAAUCCUCGUUGAACCUGCCGCCUGGUACUGCUGCCACGGCGGCUGCGACGUCGAUGUGGAUGAUUGAGGUGGCCUUUCCCUGGAGCCUCCUGGCCACCGCGCAGGAUUUGCGCUACCUGGAGGCGACGCAGCUCACGCCAUACGUGCUGAACAGCCUCGCCGGCGGCGGCACCAUGGGCGAGAUGGCGCUCUCAGGUCGUAGCGGGGUGAGCAUCAGCAGCCUGUCCUCCCCACACGGGCGGGGGUCAACGGCAGCUGCGGGACUCACACUCCUGCGCGAUGCCUUGCGCAACAACGGGCUACGCACGCGUCUGGCGCACACGCUGGUCGAGCUGAUUCACGUGUACUACGUCACUGUGAACGGCGAGGACGCGGCACUUGUACUGGUGGCCACUGACGAGUAUCAAGAGGUGAAUCGAAUGCUUCAGCGCGGCAUGACGCUGCGGUGGAAUGACGAGGGCGUCCUCGCCUACGUGCAGCAGCUCGCGGACACCAUGCAAACCUUCACGACCACCGUGCAGCAGGUGCGGAGCAAAACGGAAUCCGUCUACAAAAAGAUCAAGGCGUUUCACGUGCGUGCCUUUCACCCCGACACAAUCCUGCAGCGCGUGAGGGCGUUGCGGCGCAUCGUCGAUGCCCUCGCGCUGCGCUGCGUACACGCCCACCUGUGGACGCGUCAGAUCCAGCCUCUCCUGGAAGAGGCCCUGCUCACGCAGAUGAAGUACCUUAUGCACUCAUGGACCGAGGACUUCCAGUCCAUGCGCAGCGACGUCCGCUUCCUCGAAAAAGGAACGGAAACGGACGUGUUUCGGCUGACCCCUCUGCGCAUCCGCAUGCGAGUGGUGUACAAGGAGGUGCGCCUCGAGUGUCCCUGCUCGGCGUGGCGGCAGCACUGGAUCAGCGAGCUGAAUCGCUUUCUCAGCUGGGUCGACGUUUUGCCGCGUCUGUACAAGCAAGAGGAAACGCAGGCGGAGGUGCUUGCGCUGGACGCGCUGGAAGGCCCAGAAGCGAGUGUGAGCAGCCUGCCGUCUGCCCAUCGUCGUGGCAACACGAGCAGCAUGCGCCCCUCCACCGGAGACGUCAACUCUAGCUUGAAUGCUGCCAGCGGUGGAGGCGGCGGUGGUGCAUUCUCGAUGGGCGGGGGAGGGGGUGCUCGAGCUGACGGCAUGAAUCGAGGGGAGACGGGCAACGACGGCUAUCAGUACCUUCUCAUGCGCCUCCCCGCUUCCGCCCUCGCGGAGCCCCUGCAUGCGAUUGAGCGGUGUGUGCAGGAGGCCAUUGACACCGAGAAGGAGUGGCGUCGUGGGCAGCAGUUCCUCAACAUGGAUGUCGGGCUGAUGCAGCAGCGCUUCGGCGGCGAUUUGCACCGCUGGAGCCACGCGUUGGGUCUCAUGCACACCGUCACCGCCCGCAUCAUGGACUACACCCAGCCGAACAAGCUGCUGGGCGGUAUUGUGAUUCUUGCACAAGAGGCGCAGAUUGAACUGGGGCGAAAACUCGACCAAGUCAGCCAGUACGCGCACGCCAAGUUUAAGGACCUCCUGCAGGUGGAACAGGAGAGGACGUACAAGGAAAUCACGCAGGAGAGGACCACGGUUGACGCGUUGGAUGUCAUCAGCAACGUGCGCGACGCCGCCGCCUUCCUCUCCGCCGUACCAGGCCUCAAAACGAAACUGCAGAAGAUGGACGGCGAUAUCACCCUCAUUGGCGACGCCGAGGCGAGCCUGACGAAGCUGGGACACGUCUUUCCGGAGCAUUGGAUUUACGCCGCUGCCGUGCGCGAGGAGUACACGUCCCUUGCCGAGUUGGUCGACCGCAAGCUCAAGGCGGUGCAGGUGCGCAGACCGUACCUGCUGGAGGAGGCCCGCACGACUACCGACGCUCUUGAGGCGAAGAUCAAAGAGCUCGACGGCCGUUUCCGCAACUUGGACUCCGACGCGGCGUCGAAGGAUGCGCCGGCGCUGUCGAAGCAGGCGGUGGAGGGCAUCUUCGACGAAGCAACGGCGUUGGAUGAGGAGGCGAAGCGCAUCACGGCGAUUCAGGAGGAGCUCGGCGAGACACCGCACACCUUUUCGUCCUUGCAGAAGCUGCUCGAGGAUGUGGCGCAUGUGAAGGACGUGUGGUGCCACGUGGCGAGCGCCUACGAGGAGCUGAACGAGCUGGGGGCGACACCCUUCUUCGAGAUGGUGCCGCGGCGGAUGCACGAGCGUCUGCAAGCCAUCGAGGAGGAAACGGAGCAGUACCCCGAGACGGUCAAGAGCUACAAGCUGUGCAAGGACCUGGUCGCGAAGGUGCAGGGCGUGCUGGGUUACAACCGUCUCAUGCAGGACCUCCGCUCCGAUGCGAUGUCGCCGCUAGAGCGUGCCCUGCGCCACUGGACCGUGCUGCAGCAGAAACUGCACACCCCGUGGGUGCUGGAGAACCUGCGUGUGCGCGACAUCUGGGACAGCGACCCAGCGGCGAACGCGACCGUCUACAACGAAGUGAUCGAAAUGGCGCAGGGCGAGCGGCGCAUCGAGGUGCAGCUGAACAACAUCACGAACUUCUGGAAUAUGUUCGAGUUCAGCGUCAUCGCGUACAAGAAGCAGGUGGUUCUGAUCCGCGGCUGGGAAGACGUGCUGGACCGCCUGACCGAAGACCUCAGCACCUUCGGUGGGAUGCGGGCCAGCCCGUACUUCAUCUCGCCGCAGCUGGUGUCCAUGACGAACGAGGCCGAGGCGCGGUUGGACCGUCUUCGGCAGGUGCUGGAGACGCUGCUGGAGGUGCAGAAGCGGUGGGUCUACCUGGACGGUAUCUUUGCGGGCAACGCCGAGGUACGCGCCCAGCUGCCGCACGACACAGUGAAGUUUGACCGCACCAGUCGCGAGCUGCUGCACAUCUUACCGCGUCCUCGAUCGUCUGGCGAGCUACCCGAGGUGCGUGCCUCCUUUUUCCUGGAGGACGAGAAGCUGCAGGUGACGCUGGAGCGUCUACUCUCGCAGCUGACGGCGGUGCAGCGCGCUCUCACGAGCUACCUCGACACGCAGCGCGGACGCUUCCCCCGCUUCUUCUUCGUGGGCGACGACGACCUGCUGGAAAUCAUGGGCAACAGCAAAAAUCCGCUUUUCCUCAACAAACACCUCAAGAAGAUGUUCACCGCCCUCGCCUCCUUUCAGCUGGACGGGAAUGCGAAGGGCGCCACGACGCGGCUGCGCGGCUUCGCCAGCAGCGAGGGCGAGGAGCUCAACUUCGAGCCGGGCCCCAUCGAAUUCCGUCAGCGGCCGAUGCACGAGUGGCUUCGUGAGGCGGAGCAGGGUGUGGCCUUCACUUUGCGCGAGUCGACGCUACGAGCCUACAUGGAACUGAUGAGCGACUCCACGCACUACGCGCCGCUCUGGUCGAUGGAUUGGAUUCGCCGCAAGCCCGCGCAGGUGGUAUGUCUGGCGCUGCAGCUUAUGUGGACCAAGCAGCAGGAGGGCUUGCUGACCGCGCCGUACCACCCCAAUGUCCAUGCCGCCGCAACAGACGCCGUAGCACCAACGAGAGCGGCAACGGUGUCAGCGAAGUCGCCUGCCACGGCGUCGUCGGCGGUGACGAGGAGCAUGGACGGGCUCCUGGUGAAGCUGGCUGGCAGCGUGCUGGAUCACUCCAUCGAACCGAGUGCGCGGUACCGCUGCGAGCAGCUCAUCACGAUCGCGGUCUACCAGCGUGAUGUCUCGCGCUCCCUCGCAGCGCGCAAGGUGACGUCGAGCUUCGACUUUGACUGGCUGAGCGUGCUGCGGCUCUACGUUGUGCCGGUCAAUCAACACGACACGAACAACACCGACAACAAGUCCGCAUCGUCUGCUAAGGGUCUGUACCUGUCUGCCGAGACGGUCGAGUGCCGCAUGGCAGAGGCGGCGGUGUACCACGGCUUUGAGUACAUCGGGGCCUAUGAGCGGCUGGUGCAGACUCCCCUCACGGACAAGUGCUACCUCACCUUGAUGCAAGCCUUGCACACCAGGCUCGGCGGGUCGCCAAUUGGCCCCGCCGGCACCGGCAAAACGGAAACGGUCAAGGCGCUUGGCAUGCAACUCGGCCGCCACGUCCUCGUUUUCAACUGCGAUGACACCUUCGACUACCAGGCGGUGAGCCGCAUCUUUCUUGGGCUGUGCCAGGUCGGUGCGUGGGGCUGCUUCGACGAGUUCAACCGCCUCGAAGAGCGUAUCCUCUCCGCGCUGUCCCUGCAGAUUCAAGUUAUUCAACAAUCUCUGCGAGAGCGCAAAGCACAGGUACAGCUGAACCACCGCGCCGUGCCUCUCCACACGAACGUGGCCAUCUUUAUCACCAUGAACCCGGGCUACGCAGGGCGGUCGAAGCUGCCGGGCAACUUGAAGCAGCUGUUCCGCACCGUGACCAUGACCAUCCCCGAUCGCGAGACGAUUGCCGAGGUGAUGCUGUUUGCACAAGGCUUCACCACCGCCGAGGCGCUCUCGCAGAAGGUGGUGCCACUGUUCCGCCUGUGCGAGGAGCAGUUCACGCACCAGGCCCACUACGACUUCGGCCUGCGUGCGCUCAAGUCCGUCCUUGUCGCCGCGGGUGACCGCAAGCGGCAGGUGAUGGCAGAGACGGGCGGCAAGGCGGUGGCGGCUUCGCCCGAUGUGGCGCAAGAGGCGGAGCGGACGAUGCUGCUGGAGAGCGCCAUCGCCACCAUCGCCCCCAAGCUGGUGGCACAGGACGUCGGGCUCUUCUACCUGCUCCUGCACGACUUUUUCCCGGGACGGUCGCUGCCGACGCUGCCGAUGGCUGAGCUGCGUGACUCUGUGGCCAGCGUGUGCGCCGAGAGCGGUCUGUCCCCGGCGUAUGGGUGGGUGGAAAAGGUCCUGCAGCUCUACCACACCAAGCUCACCCGCCACGGGGUGAUGAUUGUGGGGCCGAGCGGCACUGGCAAGACAACGGCGUGGAAGGUGCUGAUGGCUGCUAUGGUGCGCCUCGAGAAGUCGCUGCAGAUGCACGCCUACGUUAUUUCGCCCAAAGUGCUGAGCAAAGCCGAGCUGUUUGGUACGUUGGAUGUCACGACGCGGGAGUGGCGUGAUGGCGUGCUGACGAGCAUUCUGCGGCGCAUUAUCGACGCGGAGGAGCAGCAGCAGAUUCCAGACGACAUGGCACUUGCCAGCAACAACGAUGAGGGCAACACGAACUACGCGGCGCUCGGCUCUUCCAUACGCGCGGACAAGUCAUUCCUUGGCAGUGCCGAAAGCUCUGGAGUGCCAGACAACAAGCUGAGCGCUCCUGUUUCUCCCAAAGCGGGCACCAAGCCACCGGGGAUCCUGAAGACGGCGGCGGGCAGCGGCGAGCGCACGGAAAGUGCGCCUGCAGACGUCGUGAAGGAGCAUUGGAUUAUCUUCGACGGCGACGUGGACCCGGAGUGGGUGGAGAACCUGAACUCCGUCCUCGACGACAACCGGCUCCUGACACUGCCCAACGGCGAGCGGCUGCCCUUGCCACGGUCGGUGCGCAUUUUCUUCGAGGUGCAGGACCUGCGCUACGCCACUCCCGCCAGUGUGUCCCGGUGCGGUAUGCUGUGGUUCAGCGAAGGAAUCGUGCCCCUCUCGGGUGUGCUCUCGCACACCUACCAUCAGCUGCAGGAGCUUCCCAUUGUCGACGCGCGCGGCCGUCACCUACACUGGAACACGGACGCGGACAUGAUUGGUGUGGCGGGCCCGCGCCGCUUCCUCACCUCUGACUGCGUGCUCUCCGGCAGCUACGGCAAGACCUACCACGAGUUCAUCAUCGCGAAUGCAACCCAAAACACCCUGAGCGAAGCGGUGGGCAGUCCCCUUCCGCUGCGGCACGCCACCCGCACCGUCACCAUCAAAGAUCAGGAUGACUUCAACCUCAACGCGACUACGACGCCACAGACCAGCGGGUACGCCACAAAGGAGCAGAGUCCAAAGGUCGGCUGGGAAGGCGGGAACGCCGAGCUCGACCUCGGCUCCACCCUCUACGGCUCCACCGCCUACGGCGCCGCCAGCAUGUACCUGACGACGUCCGGCGGCAACAACGCGAACCACCGCAGCCACCCCGAUGCAGAGCGAAUUCAAGAGAUCAUGGUGAGCAUCUGGGCGGAAGCGUUUGAGCGCAGUGGCGCCGUUGUGCGCGGCCUGCAGCUGGUGAAGAGCCCCGCCUUCCGCGACGUCUGUGUGAUGGAGCUCAACGACCUGGAAGUGAUACAAAGCAUCUUGUCGUUUCUCACCAAUGGGGUGUGGCGCACCUUUGAGGCGGAGCAGCGCAACGACGGCGACAUCUUUGGCUCGACGGUGGUCACGAAGAUCGCCCAGCGGGUGCUCUCGUACGCCAUUUUCUGGGGCCUGUCGUCCUCCAUGAACCUUGAAAACCGCACGAAACUCGCGAAGGAGCUCGAAUUGCGGCCCUCCGUGGACGGCGUUGCGCAGUCGAUGGUCGAGGUGGAGGUGAACUACAGCACAGGGGAGUGGCAGCUGAUCCGCAACCGCGUGCAGGAGACCUCCAUCCUGGCCGAGCAGGUCGGCGCAAACGACACAGUGAUCACAACGGUCGACACCUGCCGCCACGAGGACGUGCUGAGCGCCUGGCUCGGAUCAGGCCGUUCGGCGAUCCUGUGCGGCCCGCCGGGGUCCGGCAAGACAAUGUCCAUCACCGCCGUGCUGAACAACCUGCCCGAGUACGAGGUGGUCUUUUUGAACUUCUCCAGCGGUACCACCGUCACGACCAUCAUGAAGGCGCUGGAGCAGUACUGCACCGUGCACGACACGGCGCGUGGUCUGGUUAUGGUGCCCAGCUCCGGCAAGCAGCUGCUGCUCUUCUGCGACGAAAUCAACUUACCCGCGCUGGACCGCUAUGGCACGCAGGUCGUCGUCCAGCUCCUUCGCCAGCUCAUCGAGCGCAAGGGCUUCUUCCGCGCCCGCGACAACACGUGGAUCAACGUGGAGGAUGUGCAGGUCGUGGGGGCGUGUAACCCACCGACCGAUCCGGGUCGCGUCCCGCUCAGCCAGAGGUUUCUGCGCUGGGCUCCUGUCCUGUUCGUGGACUUCCCCUCUCCCGACUCGCUUCUCACGAUUUACACCACCUACUGUCGCGCGAUCCUCGCGUGGAAUGAGCGACUGUGCGGGCAGGUGGCGUCGCGGCUGGCAAAGGCGAUGGUGGCGAUGUACCGCGUGUCGCAGGCCAGGUUCACCCCCAUCCAGCAACCGCACUACCUCUACUCCCCGCGUGAGCUGUCGCGCUGGUCGCGGGCGCUCUACGAGGGCAUCCUCACAUGGGACGACUCGGUGAAGCGGCAGCUGACGGUGAGCCAGCUUGUGCGGCUUGCCGUACACGAGGGCCUGCGCGUCUUCUCGGAUCGACUUGUCUCGGCCGAAGAGCAGAACUGGACAGACACCGCCAUCAACGAUUGCUUCCGCGAGAACUUUGAGGAGGUCGACGCGCACACUUUUGACCGGCCGCUGCUCUUUUCGACGCUGCUGUCGCGCAGCUACACCGACAGCCCGCGCGAGGCGCUGCGGACCUACGUGCAAAAGCGGCUGAUCGCCUUCAACGAGGAGGAGACCGUCGGCGACUUAGUCAUCUACGACAGCAUGAUCGACCACGUUGUCCGCAUUGACCGUGUGCUGCGGCAGCCGCUUGGCCACCUCCUCAUCGCCGGGUCGUCGGGUGUGGGCAAGACGGUCCUGACGAAGCUCGUGGCGUGGAUGCGGGGCUUUUCGACUUUCACGCUCAUGGUGCACCGCAACUACGUCCUCAGCGACUUCGAAAACGACCUGCGCGCGGUGCUGCGGCGAUCCGGCUGCAAGCGGGAGCGCAUCUGUUUCCUCUUUGACGAGUCGAACAUCUUGCAACCCAGCUUCCUGGAGUACAUGAACGCCCUGCUGGCCUCGGGUGAGGUGCCGGGGCUGUUUGACGGGGAGGAGUGGUCAAAGUUGAUGCAGGAGGUGCGGGAGGCCGUGCUGCUCAACCAGAGCUACUACGCCAUGAACCACUCCACGCGCGGCAACCGCGGUGGGGAGGCGCUGACGGGGAGUGCUCGUGAAGGCGCCGCGACAAUGCGUCGUUCCACUGGUCGCAAAGGCAACGACGCCUCCCUCGUCGAAGGCGAUGACGCGACGGACCUGCUGGCAGCCACGCUGGCUGCGACGACGGCGAGCGUUACUCUUGGCAUGAGCAAGAACCCAGCGGACGACCUGGUCGACGUGAACAGCGAUGCGGAGUUGUACCACUGGUUUUUGACGAACGUGCGCGAGUAUUUGCACGUUGUCCUGACCAUUAAUCCGUCCUCGGGCGAGUUCACCUCGCGCACCGUUGCGAGCCCUGCCUUGGUCAAUCGAUGCACCAUUGACUGGUUCGGUGACUGGGAUCUGUCCACGCUGCAGCAGGUCUCACAGGAGCGCAUUCGAAGCCUCGAGCUGCUCCCCGUCUCCCACGACACCUUCUCCUCGGAAAUAGAGGCAAAAAAUUCGGUAGUGGAGUCACUUUGCAUGAUACACCAGGCGACGCAGAACAUCAACCACGCGCUGCGGGUCCGGCACGCGAAUCAAGGUUCCUUCAUCACGCCGCGGCACUUCACCGACUGCGUCUCCCACUUCGUUGCGGUCUUACGUGAGAAGCAGAAGGUGUCGAACGACGCCGUUGUGCACCUACGCAAUGGCCUGACGAAGCUGCAGCAGACGUCGCAGGAGGUCAGUGCACAACAGACAACGCUGCGGGAGAGUGAGGUGGAGCUGGAGGCGAACAGCCAACGCGCGCAGAAGAUGCUGGAGCGCAUCGUUACCGAGACGGAUGUGGCGAAGAAGGAGAAGGCGGCCGCGGAGGCGCUGGAGAAACAGCUGCAAGACGAACACGCGAAGAUCUCCGACGAAGCAAAACGCAUGUCGGUCGAGCUCGCCGAGGCCGAGCCGGCGCUGAAGGAAGCAGACGCCGCACUCAGCACCGUCAAGCCGGAGUACCUGCGGGAGAUCCGCGCCUACACGACACCGCCGCCGAUGGUGAAGCGCACACUGGAGGCGGUGUGCGUGUUAAUGGGCGAGCGCAACAGCUCGGAGUGGGAGACGCUAAAGAACCAGAUCCGCCGCGACGACUUCCUCGCCAGUGUGCGCACCUUCCGACCCGACGACAUUCGGGAGUCGGCACGUGAGCAGGUGCGCAUUAUGAUGAAGGACAAGAAGUUCACGGUCGAGGCUGCCUACCGCGCCUCCAAGGCAGCGGGGCCGCUCAUGCAGUGGGUCUUCUUCCAGGUAAAAUACUCGGCCAUUUAUCAGCGUGUGGCGCCAAUGCGGGCACAAAUUGAGGGGCUCAUUAAGGCGCGUGACGUCAAGCUCGCCGGCCUGGAAAAGGCGCAAGGCGAGGUGCGUGCGAAGGAGGCGUCGCUCCAGCAGCUCAUGGCCGAGUACCAGAGCGCCACGUCGCAGAUCGGCGAGUUGAAGAAGCGCAUUGAGACUGUCAGCGCCAAGUGCAGCCGUGCCCAGACAAUUGUGCGCCAGUUGCUGGACGAGCGCAACCGCUGGCAGGCCGAGGUGAAGAGCUCCGACUCCGAGGCUCGCACGACCCUCGGCGACUGCAUUAUGUCCGCUGUCUUCUUAACCUACACGGGUUUCUACGACGAGUACACACGCGAGCGCGUUUUGAUACCGCGCUGGUUGAAGUGUCUGCAGAGCACCGCCAUUCCCGUGCGUGAGGGCCUCAGCGUGGCGGAGUACCUGUCUCCCGCGGCACAGCAGCUUUCGUGGGAGGAGGCCGGCUUACCCAAGGACCGCCUCGCCGUCGACAACGCGGCCAUCAUGAACCGCUGUCGGCGCUAUCUGUUGCUCAUUGACCCGACAGGGGUGGCAGCAGAGUUUGUGUUGCACUACUACGCAGACAAAAAGAUCACCAAGGCGUCGUUUAGUCGGCCGGGGUAUUCGAAGCAGCUCGAGAUGGCCGUCCGCUUCGGCUACCCCAUUUUAAUGGAAGAUGCGGAGCAUCUGGAUCCGGCUGUGUCGCCGCUGCUGAACGGCGAGGUGCGCUGCCACGGCACGCGCUACAUCACCCGCAUCGGCCCCCACGAGGUCGAUCUUGCCCCGUCCUUCUCUCUCUUCUUGCACACGCGGAACCCGAACUUCCAGCCGCCGCCGGAUCUGGCUGGGCAGGUGUGCAUUGUGAACUUUACCGUGACGCUUUCCUCGUUGCAAUCGCAGUGUCUGCACUACGUGUUGCUGCAUGAGCGGCCCGACGUGGACGAAAAGCGCUCGAAGCUGCUCAAGACACAGGGCGAGUAUCAGCUGCGGCUGCGCGUGCUGGAGGAGAAGCUGCUGACGCACAUUGCUGAGUCGGAGGGUAGCCUGCUCGACAACGACGCGCUGAUACAGAGCUUGGCGGAGCUGAAGCAGGAGGCAACGCGGAUUGCGCGCGACAUCCACGACAGCGACGACUCCUUGCGCGAGAUUCGACUAGUGGAGGAGCAGUACCGACCCAUUGCCACCGUCGUCGCACAGGCGCACUUCGCCCUCCAGCGCUUCGCUGAGCUGAACCCGUACUACCACUACGAUGUCCGCUUUGUGCUGCGGGUGCUGGACGACGCACUGGGCAUGCUCACACCGCCACCGACCCCGGCGUUGCCUGCGGCGGAAGUCGAGCGACUGCACACGCUCACGUAUCUCAUCUUUCUUCUCCUGCACCGUCGCGUGGUGCGCGGCAUGUUUAACGAGGACCACUUGGCGUGGGCGUUCCGACUGGCGCAGCUGCGCAGUGCCAUGGGCACCUUCGGCGCCACUGCGGCGGUGGGGAGCUGUGAAGCCGCAACGGGUGUGAAUUUGCCAACGAGCGCGAGCAGCUCGUCCGUGUCGCCGGAAGAGUGGGAGUGGAUCAUGUCGUGCCUACGUGUCACCCGACCUGGCAGCGGCAGUCCGACCACGGCGAAUGAAGCGGCCGCCGCUGCAUCGGAAGACUUCGUUGCUCUCCCACCGGUGGUGCGUCGGGCGUGCCCCACCUUGGGCUCGCAGAGUCGGCAGGCGUUGGCGUUCCAGCUGGCGAAGCCCGCCUUCAAGGAGGUGCGGCUCUCCUUCACCACGCAGUCUGCCGCGUGGGAGUCUGUCCUCACCUCCGCCGCGCCUGUUGCUGUAAGUGAGUUGCAGCUGUCGAGUGACUGUUUUCCGCGCGGCAUCUCGUAUGUGCGUCGGAUGCUGCUGCUCACGCUGCUACUUCUGAACACGCGCCGCGACGCUUUCAACGAGGCAGCGCGGAAACUCCUGUCGGCGUACUUCUCGGCGAAGGAGAUGCACGCAUCGGCGAAGGUGAUCGUGGAGGGGAAACGUGUCUCCGGUGCACAAGGCGGCGUCUUAUCAGAGGAGGACUUCUUUGCCCCGCAGACGAACGACCUCGCCGAGGACAUCAUGUCCGAGCUGUCCGAAGCUACGCCGCUGCUGAUGGUAGCGGACACGAUGUUCGACCCGGCCUCGCGUGUGGAAGAGCUGGCACGACGCACGAACACGACGCUCUUCGUGGUUGCCAUGGGUAGCAUGGAGAGCAUCGAGAGCGCCGACGCAUACCUGGCGCAGACGACAAAGGAGGGCGGCUGGAUGCUGUUGAAGAACGUGCAUCUCGCUCUCGGGUACAUGGACAAACUGGAGAAGCAGCUGCACUUCCAGCGCAGUGAGCAGCAGAUACACAAAAACUUCCGCCUCUUCUUGACAGCAGAGCGCGAGGGCGUGUCGUCGCGUAGUGCUCCGGCGGUGGCAGCCGCGGCUGCCACCGCGUCUGCGUCGAAAGUGCUGCCGAUCAACCUUAUUGAGACGUCGGUGAUGGUUGUGUACGAGGCACCGCCCGGCAUGCAGUCUUCGCUUCUUCAGACGUACGGCGAGGCCUCUUCGUAUCCGUCCCUUCCUUCCUCCGCCGCAGACGCAUCGGCCGACCCUGCUGCGGCAACGACAGCGGCGGCGAGCGCGCAGAGGAACAGCAAUAACAACACUGCAUUACAGCGAUUGUACCUUGCUGCUGCCUGGCUGCACUCGGUCAUCACGGAGCGCAUCUCCUACAAGCCUCUCGGCUGGAGCGAAGCGUACGAGUACACGGAAGUGGAGUACCAGCGUGUGGUGCAAGCCGUACAGGCGUGGUCAUCCACAAAGGGCAGCACGCUUACCGUAUCGUGGGACGCGUUGCGGACCAUCGUCUCUACCACGAUCUACGGCGGUAAGGUGAGCAACGUUUUCGAUCAACACGUCCUCGAUACGUUCUGCCGGAGGAUGCUCAACACGGAUGUCCUGCAUGACGGGGCUCUGUUGGUGCCCAAGGCGGUUACUGAUGCCGCGUCCUCGUCUCCGCUGCCCCCGAUAACUGGGCACACGCGCAGCGAAUUGCUGCAGUGGGUUCGUGGUCUGGAAGGCGGCAACAGCGACCCGGCGUGGCUCGCCUUACCCGUCGGUGCGGAUCGUAUGACGCGCGCACGCAGCGCCAUCGCGACGGUGGAACGCCUAUCGCUCGUGCAAAACACCCUGGACGAUGAACUCACCUUCGCCGAUGACGAUGUUGCGCACAUGCACGUGGGGUCAGCGGAUGAGGUUUCAGGCUCGCCGUUGAGUGGUAAGAAAGGCGGUGCUGGUACUGCUGAUCCCUCGAGCCCCACCGCUGUCAAUGCCUUGCGCGCUACUCGAUGGGCUGCCAAGGUGCAGGCGUACUGCGUGGCGUGGUACCCACUUUUGUUCAACGGGCUUCAGAAACUGCAGAAGAACGCGUUUGUCCAACAAGCCGUCGCCCUGCACGAGCAGGAAACCCGAGAGAACGUGGAUGCCGAUCUCUCCAGCACAAAAGCCGCAAACGACAUCAUCAACCAGAAAGGUGCUGCGAAGAGCGCGGUGCCUCCGCCGCUGGUAAUGGCAAUGCAGCGCGAGGUGGUGGCGGCGGUGGAGCUGCUGCGCCACCUCACCACCGACAUUCGUGAACUGCGCGAGGUGGUGAUGGAGGAGCGGACCCCGAGUUCCGUGCACCGCGGGCUGGUAGAGGAGCUCAUGAAGGACCACGUGCCGGCGGCGUGGGGCGCGCACCUGGUUGGCGUGCACGGCUCCGUGGCGUGCUCCCUCUUCGUAGGUCUCUGGAUCGCCGAUGUGCAGCAGCGUGUCGAGCACCUGCUAGCGCUGGCCACGGCGGCGUCAUCGGGAGCUAUCGCAAAGAAGCCGGUGCGCCUGGGGCUGCUCUUCUCGCCGGGAGCGUUUCUCACCGCCUUCAAGCAACAAUGUGCGAGGGCGGAUCAGGUCCCAUUGGAGCGCCUUGUCCCGCAAAUAGAGAUGUCAGCUACACCAGCUUCGCGAACGGCCGCGUCGCCGACAGGGGCUUCGAAUGACCCUGUGCCUCGCAGCGCAAGCGAAAUGGUGUUCUUGGGGCUGACGCUGUACUCCGCGGUGGUGGACAGCGCUGGCAAAUGUGCCUUGACCUCCACCACGAAGGUGAAUGGCGAGGCGGGCAUGCCAGCCUUAUCGACAACGGUUUCCCUGCGUUGGAAGUGGGUAAGCAGCAGCGCAAACGGCAUCGGUGGGAGCGACUCAGCGGCGUCGCCGGUGGUCCGGAUUGCGCAGCAACGCAAUCAACAGGGGACUAUCCUCCUGCCGUUUUACACGACGGACAACCGUGAGUCCCUGCUGGAGGUGCUGGAUGUACCCAUCGCGCCAGAUCGCGCCAGUGCGGAGUUGGGCAUCUCUGUUUGGUACGAGCGUGGCGUCUGCCUUGCCGCCUGGGCAGCCUCUGAUUAA